Molecule: messenger RNA, 336 nt
Organism: Zymoseptoria tritici IPO323
Lineage: Eukaryota; Fungi; Ascomycota; Dothideomycetes; Mycosphaerellales; Mycosphaerellaceae
Exons: 3
Coding region: 1-336 (111 amino acids)
Source: RefSeq, a predicted model, not a curated record
AUGCUCGCCUUCAAGAUGAUUAUCGUCCUCUUGAAGCUCGCAGCGGCUUAUCCUCUCGAAGAUCAUGCCCUCGGUGCCUCGCUGCCCGUGCAAGGUCAUGGUAAUCGGAAAGAGCAUUGUGCAUCGCAUUCAUCAAACCCCGAGACUGCGAGUCUGGGCACCCCGAACCUGCAUGAGCGACAGAAGUCACUCUGUCAACGCCAGGGCCGAUAUCAGCGGAGCCGAGGUACUCAGAUCAUUACGGCACGCCGGCUCACGCGCAUCGAGCAUCCUGAAAGUGUCAUCGAGCUGGCCGGUCAAUUGGAUGCGCGGGAUGUGUCGCAAUGGUCUGCAUGA